Messenger RNA from Funneliformis geosporum, 1434 nucleotides. Lineage: Eukaryota; Fungi; Glomeromycota; Glomeromycetes; Glomerales; Glomeraceae. The record is from the annotation of a GenBank genome assembly.
AUGUCUCAAAAACUCACUCGUAUCUGGCGCUCUUCCUCGGAACUUUCAAUUGGAGAGAUAUCAAGAUAUCGAAUAAAAUUUGAUCAAUCACAAAAUGAGAAUUCGUUUCCUCCUCUCAUCCGGAACCUUGUUAUAAAAAUUACUAAUAAGACCCCGUCAAUUUAUCGUGUAGCAGUAUUAUCGGGACCUUAUAACAUUUCAGCAUCUGUUGUCUCGACAAAUCGGAUAAAACAACCACAAUUCCUUUGCUUCAUCCCUCAAUGCAAACCAAUGAUUAGUUGUGGUAAAUCAUGGAAAUCAACUUUAACAAUUCCUUCAAAUAAUAUUGAGGAAUGGACCGUAGAAAUCGUAAGCGAAGCAUUUUUUUCCAACAUUAAAGUUAAUUAUGAAGUUGGUUUAUAUGCUUUCAUCUCAAAAGAUAUCCACAAAGAGAUGUACUCUUCUUUGAUUACAUAUGAAACCUAUAAAUCAGUUGAUAUUCUUGGGUUACGUGAACUUUCUACCUCAAAUGCUAAUGACAAUCUUCAUCUCGUUAUGUUAACACAUGGAUUACAUGGGACAAUUUUAGAUGGAUUAUAUUUACGAGAAGCCAUCCAAGAGAAGUAUUCAGAUAAUAAUGUAAUCGUUUAUGUUUCGGAUGUGAAUCACACACUCACUGAAGAAGGUAUAGAGAAAUGUAGUAAAAGGUUAGCUGAACAUGUAUUAAGAUACAUUGGAUGGGAACGAUUUGACAAACCCAUAAUUUCGAAAAUUUCAAUGAUUGGUCAUUCUUUGGGAGGGUUGUUUAACGUAUUUGUGGCAGGUUACUUGCAUAAUGUUACUAAUGGAACUUUCUUCGAGAAGGUCAAACCGAUUCAUUUUAUUACGAUCGCAAGUCCUUUACUCGGUUCGACCGAAUUGGCCUGGUACAUCAAAUUUCCAAUGAAAUUGGGUUCAUUUGGUAAAACCGGUAAAGAGUUGGCCUUGAAAAAACGUGCGAUGGAAGUAGAACCUUUGAAAUUUCAUAAACGUUCAAUAUACGCGAAUAUCACCAAUGAUUUUUUAGUCGCAAUAAAAACUUCCUCACUUUAUUUUCUCGAUGAUGAUGUAACUAAUGGUGUACAUAAUAUGAGUUUAAUGGAGAAUUUGAAACACCUUUUAGCAACUUUUCAUCCUCCAAAAUUCACAAAAGAUUACCUUGAUAGGUCAUUCUCUGGUAUAUCCCCUAUAAUUCAUGAUAAGGUUUACGCACCCAAGGAUAUUCCUCCUCCGUCACAAAAUCAUUUAUUGAUCGAAGAAAAGAUGGCAAGAAAUUGGCAUAAAGAUAUGAAUUGGAGGAAAAUAUUGGUACGAAUGGAGGGUACGGCUCACAUGGAUGUGGUUGUGAGAAGGAAAUGGUUGAACGCUGCUGGAACUCAAGUUAUUGAACAUUUAUUAAAUAAUCAUAAAUUAUAA